Messenger RNA from Mercurialis annua (annual mercury), 1738 nucleotides. RefSeq names its product diaminopimelate decarboxylase 2, chloroplastic-like. Gene Ontology annotation, molecular function: diaminopimelate decarboxylase activity. Gene Ontology annotation, cellular component: chloroplast. The transcript has 8 exons. Lineage: Eukaryota; Viridiplantae; Streptophyta; Magnoliopsida; Malpighiales; Euphorbiaceae. The coding region runs from base 84 to 1541 and encodes 485 amino acids. The record is from RefSeq and is a predicted model, not a curated record.
UAAAAUCAAUUCAACAACUUUCUACUGUUAAGUUCAUUCUAAACCCUGAAAAGCUUGCGUUUUUUUCACUUCCAGGUUCAUCAAUGGCGGCUACAACAACCCAACUCACGCACCCGCCAUCUCGUCCAAAGAAUAUAACUUUUCACUCGUUAAAGCAAAACCCAUUUCUCAAAACUUCAAUUUUACAUUCAAAAAUCUCUCCAAAACCCAUCUCUUUAACUCUUAAAGCAGUUUUAUCUCAAACCCCAAUUCAAACCCAACAAACUGCUAAAUUUAAGCACUGUUUUUCAAAAUCUGAUGAUGGGUUUUUAUACUGUGAGAAUCUUAAGGUUCAUGAAAUCAUGGAGAACGUUGAGAAAAGGCCCUUUUAUUUGUAUAGUAAGCCUCAGAUUAGUAGAAAUGUUGAGGCAUAUAGAGAUGCUUUGGAGGGUUUGAAUUCUAUUAUUGGCUAUGCUAUUAAGGCUAAUAAUAAUUUGAAGAUUUUGGAGCAUUUGAGGCAGUUGGGGUGUGGUGCUGUUCUUGUUAGUGGUAAUGAGCUUAGAGUGGCUCUUCGGGCUGGAUUUGAUCCGACAAAGUGUAUUUUUAAUGGAAAUGGGAAGCUCUUGGAGGACUUGGUUUUAGCUGCUCAAGAAGGUGUUUUUGUCAAUGUGGAUAGUGAAUUUGAUUUCGAGAACAUUGUAGCAGCUGCUAGAAUUGCUGGCAAAAAAGUUAACGUUCUACUUCGAAUCAAUCCGGAUGUUGAUCCUCAGGUUCAUCCUUAUGUUGCCACUGGGAAUAAGAACUCUAAGUUUGGCAUUAGAAAUGAGAAGCUGCAGUGGUUUUUGGAUGCUGUAAAGGCACACCCUAACGAUCUUAAGCUUGUAGGGGCACAUUGCCAUCUCGGCUCAACUAUUACCAAGGUGGACAUUUUCAGAGAUGCAGCAGUUCUUAUGGUCGAUUACAUUGAUCAAAUCCGAGCUCAAGGUUUUGAAGUUGAUUACCUAAAUAUUGGUGGUGGUUUGGGUAUAGAUUAUUAUCAUGCUGGCGCUGUCCUUCCUACACCGUUAGAUCUUAUUAACACUGUUCGAGAAUUGGUGCUCUCGCGGAAUCUCAAUCUCAUUAUUGAACCCGGGAGAUCAUUAAUUGCAAAUACCUGCUGUCUGGUCAACAGGGUAACUGGGGUGAAAACUAAUGGAACAAAAAACUUUGUCGUGAUCGAUGGUAGCAUGGCUGAACUCAUUCGACCUAGUCUUUAUGAUGCUUACCAACACAUAGAACUUGUCACUCCCGCAGCACCUGAUGCUGAAGUGGCAACUUUUGAUGUUGUUGGUCCUGUCUGUGAAUCUGCCGAUUUCUUAGGAAAGGGCAGAGAACUUCCAACACCACUGAAGGGAACUGGCUUGGUUGUUCACGAUGCUGGAGCUUACUGCAUGAGUAUGGCAUCAACAUACAAUUUGAAGAUGCGCCCUCCUGAAUACUGGGUUGAAGAAGAUGGAUCAGUAACCAAGAUAAGGCACGCGGAAACAUUCGAAGACCAUAUGCGGUUCUUCGAAGGUCUAUGAAGGCGAUCAUCGACUAUUUGUUUUUUUGCUGUGUAGCGAAAAGACUUCGUCUGUGCUCUUAUUUUGUUGUCGACACUCGACAUAACUUGUAGUCGGAUUGUGUUGUUUCAUUCUGUAUCAUUUGCUAGAUGCUGUUAAAUACUCAUUCUCUUUGGUGAAUUAAUUUCAGAAUUGGAAGAAAGACAUUCAUUGAUGAA